UUGGCAGCACUGACUGGAACCCAAAUCCUGCUCAUUAAAAUAACAAAACCUGUGAUCCCGCCGCCUCUGAUUGAGCUUUAUAAAACUGGCCCUAGCCUUGUUCCCAUGAGCAUUACAGUGAAGACCCUCCGGACCUCUACACAACAUGGGCAAGAUCAUCUUCUACGAGGACAAGAAUUUCCAGGGGCGGUCCUAUGAGUGUGACACUGACUGCCCCGACAUGAACCCCCACUUCAGCCGCUGCAACUCCAUCCGCGUGGACAGCGGCUGCUGGGUGCUGUACGAGCGCCCCAACUACUCAGGGUACCAGUACGUGCUUACCCGAGGAGAGUACCCCGAAUAUCAGCGCUGGAUGGGCUACAAUGACUCCAUCCGCUCCUGCCGCACCUUCUCUUAUACCAGCGGUGGGCCCUACCGCAUGCGCAUCUAUGAAAGGCCGGACUUCCAGGGCCAGAUGAUGGAGUUCAAUGAGGACUGUGAGUCGGUCCAGGACCGGUUUCGCAACCGUGACAUCUACUCCUGCAAUGUGAUGGACGGCUACUGGACCUUCUACGAGCACCCCAGCUAUAGGGGGCGCCAGUACUUCUUGAGGCCUGGCGAAUACAGGAAGUUCAGCGACUGGGGCGCUACCUGCGCCACCACAGGCUCCUUCCGCAGGAUCACCGAUUUUUAACCCGCCCCCCCACCAGCCCCAGUACCUUUCUUCUUCCCCUAUUUGCUGCCUCAUCAAUAAAAGGAGAUUCUAAAUA
Anguilla rostrata (American eel) is the source of this 749-nucleotide messenger RNA. RefSeq names its product gamma-crystallin M2-like. The transcript is spliced from 3 exons. The coding region runs from base 146 to 673 and encodes 175 amino acids. Gene Ontology annotation, molecular function: structural constituent of eye lens. The record is from RefSeq and is a predicted model, not a curated record. Gene Ontology annotation, biological process: visual perception; lens development in camera-type eye. NCBI's taxonomy places the organism in Eukaryota, Metazoa, Chordata, Actinopteri, Anguilliformes, Anguillidae.